GAGUUUUAAAACACUUUAGCUUCCCCGGGGCUUAGGUGAGGAGAGCGAGCUAGGUAACCCCCAAACCCCUGCACCCCAUGAGCCGACGCUUGGCCCCAUGGAGCCAGGCAAUUAUGCCACCUUGGACGGGGCCAAGGAUCUAGAAGGCUUGCUGGGGACUGGAGGGACUCGGAAUCUGGUGGCCCACUCCCCACUGGCCAGCAGCCACCAGGCUGCGCCCCCGCUGAUGCCGACUGUCAGCUACACGCCCCUGGAACUGCCAGGCUCGGCGGAACCGCCAAAGCAGUGCCACCCGUGCCCUCCCGGGGUGCCCCAGGGCGCGUCCCCAGCGCCGGUGCCUUAUAGCUACUUUGGAGGCGGAUACUACUCCUGCAGAGUGUCCCGGAGCUCGCUGAAACCCUGUGCCCAGGCGGCCCCCUUGACCUCCUACCCCGCAGAGACGCCGGUGGCGGGAGAGGAGUACCCUAGCCGCCCCACCGAGUUUGCCUUCUAUUCGGGCUACCCAGGUCCCUACCAGCCUAUGGCCAGUUACCUGGAUGUGUCCGUGGUGCAGACCCUGGGCGCCCCCGGGGAGCCUCGCCAUGACUCCUUGCUGCCUGUGGACACUUACCAGCCCUGGGCCCUCACCAACGGCUGGAACAGCCAGAUGUGUUGCCAGGGAGAACAGAACCCACCUGGUCCCUUCUGGAAGGCGGCAUUUGCAGAUUCAAGUGCACAACACCUUCCAGAUGGUUGCACCUACCGCCGAGGCCGCAAGAAGCGUAUUCCCUAUAGCAAGGGGCAAUUGCGGGAGCUGGAGCGUGAGUAUUCAACUAACAAGUUCAUCACCAAGGACAAGAGGCGCAAGAUCUCGGCAGCCACCAGUCUCUCCGAGCGCCAGAUCACCAUCUGGUUUCAGAACCGCAGGGUCAAGGAGAAGAAGGUCCUUGCCAAGGUCAAGACCAGCUCUACUCUGUGAAGAAGUGCUCAGGCUUUGAAGGGGAGGGGAAGUGGGGAUCCUGGAGAGGUCAGGAGCCUUUCAGGGCCAGAUUAGGGGCCAAGACUCUGCUGAGGGGCUGCCAAAGGUGACACUCUUCCCAGACUGGGGUUCCUGGACUAUUCCAUGGCCUGAGCACUUCAUAUCUACCAGCAAGUCACUAAGGUCCAGAGUCACAGCCCUACAGUACCACAGUAACACUGCCCAAAGGACCUGCAUGAACCAUAAUAAUUCAUUUUGACUAGGGAGAAAAAUCACUAAAACUAGUACUGAUCGCAUAAUAAUUAGUUUCAUACUUUCUAUCUGAAGCUCUGUAGAGCACAUUAGAAAUGGCUUUCAUGGAUUGGAAUGCUAAUGAAUAAACUUGGGAGGAAACCCACAGUAGCACUACUUCCCAUGGACUCCUUCUGCUUCGAAAAUUUAUUCUCCACCCCAGUGACAACAGGAGAGAGGAGUAAGGCAGACUCCCCCAGUACCUAAGUUACCUAGUUAGCAUUUUUCUGAAAUGCCAACUGGGCAGGAUGGACUUUGCCCACCCCCAAGGUUUAAUCCAUUGGUUUUGAAAGUUCCAGUUUCCAAUUCUUAGAUUUUGUUCUGUGUAAAAAUGGAGGCUAGCAGUCGCCUUCUUGGGACUGUCUUUCAGUCCCCAAAAGUGCCUGGAUACUUCACCAUUUCUCACUCCUCCUCCCGAUGAAUUUCCAGUCUCUUAACAUUCCUGGAGAUGAUGGGUCCAAGCAGGCCAUGGUUUCUUGGGCUUUGGGGAGUUCCAUAAAAUAAAUCAUAGUCCUAUAUUCAGUCCCUUCGGGUACAAAUGGUUACCAAACCAGAAAGUAUUAACAAUAGCCAAUUUCUUAGCUGGUGCCUCCUAAGGAUCCUAGUAGGUGGUAGACAGGAAAGAAAAAUCAGAAAACGGCCCCUUUACCACUUGGCCCUCCUCUGCCUGCUUCCCAGCGACUACCAGAAGGUCCUGGAAAU
Molecule: messenger RNA, 1951 nt
Organism: Erinaceus europaeus (western European hedgehog)
Lineage: Eukaryota; Metazoa; Chordata; Mammalia; Eulipotyphla; Erinaceidae
Gene: HOXB13
Product: homeobox B13
Exons: 2
Coding region: 98-958 (286 amino acids)
Biological process (GO): regulation of transcription by RNA polymerase II
Molecular function (GO): DNA-binding transcription factor activity, RNA polymerase II-specific; RNA polymerase II cis-regulatory region sequence-specific DNA binding
Source: RefSeq, a predicted model, not a curated record